Messenger RNA from Dioszegia hungarica, 2559 nucleotides. RefSeq lists its product as uncharacterized. The transcript is spliced from 8 exons. Gene Ontology annotation, molecular function: RNA helicase activity; ATP binding; RNA binding. Lineage: Eukaryota; Fungi; Basidiomycota; Tremellomycetes; Tremellales; Bulleribasidiaceae. Bases 1 to 2559 code for a protein of 852 amino acids. The record is from RefSeq and is a predicted model, not a curated record.
AUGGCGGUGCCUACCGAAAGCGCCCAGGCGGCCACCGGUGCUUCUGCAGCGGAAUGGGAAACCUCGCCGAUGUACCUCGCCCUCUCGUCCCGGAUCGCCAAGACCGAAUCUACCCUCGUCAGCCUCUCUGCGCAAGUAGCCGAGCUAUCCUCCAUCGUUAAAUCACAAACGGCCAAGGCGCUUCCUCCAUCAUCCUCUUUGGCUUCGGUAGGCGGGAGCGCAUCGCUUUACUCGCCAUCGGACGAGAACAUCCCGCCUGCACAUACGGGUGCAGGCGCUGGCGGUGCGAACGGAACGGGUAUCCUCGCUGGCGGCAUCGGAGGCGGAGGCGGAGUAGGGGACGGUCCGGUGGGGCUGGGCAUACAAGCACAAGAGCCCAGUAUUGCUGCUCUCACGCAGCAGAUCUCGGCGCUGUCCACCUCGGUCGCUCAGCUGCAACGGCUGCAGCAGGCGCAGUCCACCAUCGCUCGCACCCCCUCCACACCCACUGUUCCCGGCAUCGGCGCCUCGCAGAUCAUGCCGGCUAUAGCGUCGUAUGCCGCACACCCAGGGAAUCUACCUAUCGGGAACAGAUUCAUGCCCUCCUCAUCCUCCGACUUGGCAUCUGGACCCAUGACCACCCCCUCCAAUAUGAUGCCCCCGCCCCCCUCUCAAAUGGGUCCCCCUCUCUCCCCGAUACCGCCCAAUACCAAGCGCGACCUCGCCUUUUCGAGCCCUAUGAACGGGAACAGGCCGAAUAUCAACCGCUCGAUGUCCUCCUCGGUCAUUGGGAACCCUCAGGCGGAUGCAGAGAGCAAGUGGGGGAAUCAGGGACGGAUGGGCGGACCGGGAACGCUGCAGAUGCCAAGUAUGGGCGGGGCGAUCGAGCGAGUCUGGUCACCUGGAGGCAUGAUGACACCGACGGUCAGCGUGAAUGGGAGUUUGGCGAAUGGACCGGGACCUGGACCGGGAGGUGGGGGCGCGGCAGCACCGGGGGCGGGGAUCGUGGUGACCAAGUGGGAACAUCUGAAUUUGAAGGUGGAGCUGCUGAGAGCUGUCAACAAAUAUGGAAUCGGUCCACCCAACAAGAUUCAGGCGAGAGUACUGCCGUUCAUGCUCAAAGGGUCGGAUAUGAUUGCUCAAGCCCCACCAACGCAAGAACGGAUUAUAUCUUAUGUCGUACCCGCGCUUCAGCUUUGUCUGACACAUCCAUCGACCAGCCCGCAGUAUCGCGGACCGACCGUCGUCAUCGUCACUACCACCGUAGAUCAGGCCAAUCAAUGUCACAAGCUUGUUCGCAACCUCGGUGCACCCCUCGGGAUCCGUUCUGCCCUGUCGGCCGGGGCGGCCGGUUCUGGAAACGUCCAAAACGAAGUAGCCGCUAUCCAGCGCGAUGCGGUACAUGUCCUCAUUGGAACGCCGGCGAAGCUGAACGAGGUCAUCACAGCUCGGGGCGUUGUCGGGGGUAGCGAUUGUCGACUGCUGAUCCUUGACGAAGUGGAUCAACUCAUCGCUCGGAAUCUAUACGAGAAUGUCCUCUCUAUCGCCAAGCUCCUUCCUGCACCCAAACGAGGUCCGGUCGGCCCCACCGGCGGUUUCACGCCUGGCGGAGUCAAUGGCUUGAUGUCGCCUGGUGCGAUCGGGCAGGGCGUGACAAGUCCAUACGACCCCGGACAAAGCAGCCCUUUCAACCCUGCCAGCAAGACCCCAUUCCCUGCUCAAACACCUUCGAGAUUUGGCGCGCCCCCCGCGCCGGCUCUGGGCGGUAUCGAGCGUCAGACGUGUAUCUUCUCCAACACCAUCCCCACCGACGUGAUCAACUUUUCACAAACCCUCAAUGUCCGCGAUCCCGUCCGUGUCUUGGUCCGUCGAGACGGCGGCCCCAACUCGCAAGAGUCCGUCUCUUCCGUUACACCCGGUAUCCACCUCAAACACACCUACGUCUACCUCACCAUCACGCCUUCCUCCCGGUCCGACGCGGCCGCGUCUACCCCUGCUGAUCCGAACGGGAUCGGAACGAUCGGGUCUGGGCGUGCCGCGGGCGGAGCGGCCAACCAGGCCGCAAGCGAGGAGGCGAAUCGUGCGAAAGAGUAUAAGUUGGAUAUACUGGGCAAGAUGCUGGAUGAUUAUCCGCUCUGGCAGGCUAUCAUCCAUGUUGGGAGCUUUGGGAUGCUCGAGGCUGUGGUGUACAAGCUCCAAUCGCGAAACUGGGAAACCCUAUACCUAACACCCGACAUGCCGCCCGCGCAGAAAAAAGCCGUGCUCCAAUCCUGGCGGACCUCUCUCGCGGGGAACGGCUCCCGCUUCCUCGUCGUCUUUGACGUCAAUGUCAAGCCGCCAGACGUGCCCUGGUCGCCGCUCGUCAUCAACUUUGACCUGCCACGGUCGGUCGAGGGCUAUGCGGCGCGCGCGGCGGCAGCGGUCAGCCCGAAUCGGAAUGGACAGCAGGUGAAUGGGGUGAUUGUGAGCUUUGUGCAGGCUGCAGGAGGGGAUGUGGAGAUGUUGAGGAGUACGGAGUGUGCUUAUCGGUUCAAAUCUGCGGAGGUACCGUCGGUGUUCCAUGAUCUGUUCCAGCAUUGA